Papaver somniferum (opium poppy) is the source of this 2750-nucleotide messenger RNA. RefSeq lists its product as uncharacterized. Gene Ontology annotation, biological process: gluconeogenesis. The transcript has 7 exons. The record is from RefSeq and is a predicted model, not a curated record. NCBI's taxonomy places the organism in Eukaryota, Viridiplantae, Streptophyta, Magnoliopsida, Ranunculales, Papaveraceae. Gene Ontology annotation, cellular component: cytosol. Bases 2058 to 2639 code for a protein of 193 amino acids. Gene Ontology annotation, molecular function: phosphoenolpyruvate carboxykinase (ATP) activity; ATP binding.
UGGGUAGAUUUAUAGUUAUUCUGUAUUUUAUUUAAAUUGGUUAAUUAUGUAGUCUCUCUAAUAGGCUGGUUUCUACAAAUAAAUAUUUCAAAAAAAUAGGCUGGUUUCCUAAUUGGGAAAGUCAAAUGUUACUUUAAUUUUCUGGGACCACUUUUCUUCUAACUUCUUUUGAUGACAAGUGUCAUGUGGACCAUCUCAUUUUACUUCUUUUGCUGACAUGUGUCUUGGAGACCAUAUCAUUUCACUUCUUUUAUUGACAAGUGUCAUGAGGACCACUUUCAAUGAUUAGUUCCAUUAAUUUCCUUAAAUUUCUCUAAAAACAAAACUGACCUAUUAAAAAAGAACAGAGGGAGUAUAUUGUUUGUGUAUUUUGGUAGAUUGAUAGUUAGGGUAGACCAGAGCACUUUGAAUCUGUGGUCACUGGUCAGUAUAUAUCAUGUCAGUUCAGCUAAUUUUUGGUUUGUUAUGAAUAAUUUAUUAGUAGAUGAACAAUGAAAUUGGUUUUUGUUAAUGGAAAUAACAAUAUUUAAGUGAGCUAAGGAGAAAUAGGUCUUAGCUGUGUGGCUGUUGUUGCAUUUAGCAGUUUGUAUGAUAUGUUCUCAAGUUGAUUGAAUCUGCUUAUUAAUGCAUUUCCUGCUAUGAAUUCAUAUUGAGUCGUAAGUAGUUACCCUCUUAGCUGAAAUCUGUUGCUAACCAGGCAUGGUCCUCUUCUUUAUCUAGUUUUCCUCUUCAUUAUCUAAUUCCAUGGUGGUUUUUCUGUGUCUCCAAGAGCCGUAGAAGACUGUUUUCGCCUUUAGUAACUUUAACUUAUCUGUACGUCAAAAUGUACCAACCUAAAGAGUAUUGUGUUUGAUCUCUUGCAAAACAAGCCAUAAUCUGUAAAAGUAUUAACUAUUGACGAGAUAUCAGUUUGAAGAUUUUUGUUAUUCUUCCACUAUAUGCUUUAUUCAUUUAUUAACUGGUAGUAAAUGUAUUAUGUUCAGGAAAUGUGGUUCAAGGAUAUAUAUGUCGUAACCAGGUAAUUUUUAGUAAGAUGUGAUGAACCACAUUUUAUGCCUGAUUGCUCCACAUGAUAGAUAUGUAGUUCCUUGAACCACAUUUCCUGAACAUAACAAAAGCCAUGCAUUUUAGUUUCUUAUGUGCCCAAUCCAAAUAUUUGUAAGACAAGGGCGUGGUUUCUUUCUUUUGAAGUUUGAGCUGUUUUGGACCUCUUCAAGUUAAUUACCAUGACUUGCAGUAACUUAAAUACUUCAUCUCAAGCCCUUUUUCCUCCUACAAAUUACUUUCUAAAUAGUGACAUUACUAAGAGAUUCCAUUACAAAGUAAAGUUCCUACAUACUGGAGGACUCAUGACUAGCAUAAAGACCCUAAUGACUAAUGAUAGUAGGCUACAUCGCCACUUGAAAAACUUGUAUUGUAAUCAUGUAACUCAAAGCAUGCAUGUUUCUUUCUGAGGUCAUCGACCAGCACUAACUUAAAAAAAAAAGAAAAAAAAAGAUAGAAAUGUCAUUUUUGCUGUAUUCUGAUGUCAAUAGGCAUUUAUUUGCGGUAGCUGAUGAUCCAUUGUAUUCUCUUAAUUCCAUAACGUGUAUAGCCAUUAUUGACCGGCUAUAAUGGGGUAUUCAUAUGCUCAAGAUUGUGAUACUGUUUUUUUAAAAUUACUUGAAGUGAUUUACAGUCAAUAAUUAUUCAUUGCAACUAAGUUUUGAACGUAUUCAGUAAUAGUUGAUCCCUACUAUUUUCUUUUGGGACACUCAAAAAUAUCACAACUUGAAACUUGUACUCAAUGAUAACCUCAUCUUGUCUGUAUUUAUUAUUGUUUAUUGUAUAAGUAUGUGCCUUACAAAUUUUAUGUUUGUGGAUUCAUAUCAGAAUUUUUAUAUUCUAGAGCUGAAAUUUCAUAGUAAGUAAUCCAGAUAGAGUGAACUGGGUGGAGUAAAUGGGGAAUUCUGGAGGUUUAGUGAAAUUGUCAGUAUGGAUACAUAUUUGUGUGUGUGUUUGGGAUUGUUUUGACAGGGGCACCUGGAGUUCAUGCCUGGAGCAAAGAGGGUCAUAUCAUGACAUGCCGGAUUGCGCAGGUACUGGAAAUACAACUUUUUCUACUAAUUGGAGACGAUGAGCACUGUUCGAGUGAGAAUGGUGUUUCAAACAUUGAAGGUGGAUGCUAUGCCAAGUGCAUUGACCUCCCAGGAGAAAAAGAACCUGAUGAUAUCUUCCUUGCUAUCAAGUUUGGAGCUGGUAACACUCUUGUCCUAUUUUAUCUUCCUUGCUAUGCAAUGGAGGUUUCGGCAUAUUUGCAGAGGUCAGCCACGUUGUCAUCUACUUACUACUGGCUGGAGUAUUUUUGUAAGCCAAAAGAAUCUUGUCUAGGGAGAUGCAAUUUUAUUUCUGAGGUAUACCACAAACCUGGUUCCACAAUCCGUCCACACAUCUGGAAAAUUCUCUUCCGCCACAAGUUUUACACAUCUAUGUGCGUCAUGACCAAGACACAUGCUGUUGUACAAACUCUGUCAGAUGUGAAUCCAGACGUCAUACUCGAGUGUAGUAAUGGACAGACGAGACUUCAUGCUAAAAUUUCUAGAAGAUGGGUUACUAGAACUGCCAGCUUACGGGGUUGUUGCACAAUGCAGAUUAGUUGAACUCACCAUUAACUUACAAGUAGGAGUUUCUUGUAUUAUAUUUCCUCUUAAUUCUGAAACUAAACUAAGUUGAUUCUUGAUUUCAAUCUUAGAGUAAAUGUGGUAAUAAAU